UUUAUUUUUCUCCUUUUUCCGUUUUCUACCGCUGCCUACCUACUUUUGCAGAAACUCUAUAUUUUCAUCAAAUUGUGCUGAGAAUUUUCAGGAAAGAUACUCCCUAACGAAAUGCCGAAAAAGCCCCCGAGGAACGCAUUUUAUUUCUACAUGGUUGAUUUUAAAGAAGAACAACGGAAAAAAGGCAUAAACUACGGUAACAUGGCAGAAGUUGCUGAAGCUGCAGGGCCACUUUGGAGGGAUGCUCCACCUCCAGUACGCACAAAAUAUGAGACUAGAGCUAAGAAGGAAAGACAAAAGUACAGUGGAUCUGAACACAAGUUAACCUCAAAUGGUAUCCCUUUUGCUGUAAUAGAUCAACAAGCGAGGGAGCUCCAAGAAGCUAUAGAGAAUGAAAAGAGAGACAUUAUAAAUAUAGUAAAUAUGAGAACUAACACUCUGAACACAAUGGAUGUAUACGUAAUGGAUGUCAACUGCUACUGCAAGGCCAGUGUGGAUUAUGUAGUUGGUGAGAGCACUUUGCUACGAUUCAAUGUACAGGAAGGGAUUAAGGACUCCUAUCAUGAAAUUAUUAAUCCUGGUUCGAUUCCAGUGGGCUAUGCUUCGGAUGUUAAAUACGGUAGUCAGGAUCUCGGUCUUAAUAUGCCAGACGAAACCGCUAAGAGGUCCAACUACAUGCAGAUCUUGGCUAACAUCAUCGACUACUUGAAGCAACAGGAUCCGAAGUCGGAUGUUCUGCCGCCGAUAUUCACUAUGCCGGACAAGGUCGCUGAAGUACAGAAUUUCAUACUGCAGAUGUGCCGGCGAGCGGGUGAAGACGACUCCCUGUUCCGCAUUUACCAGCUGGACACGUUAUUCUUCAAUCUGAUCAACGCCAUCAGAACCCGCCCCGAUGAAGGGUUCCCGAAGGAGUCACUCGCCUUGGCGCUACUCAAAAAGGACGGUUUCAAGUAUACUCCGGGAAUCGGGUGUGAGCAUCACGAAGAGAACGAUAAAUCGGUGGAAUGCAGUCUAUCGCGCGUUAAACGCUGGGUUUACACCAUCCUGGACAGCUGUUGCCCCGUCGCUGGAGUGGAUGCGCAGCCUGGGAAACACGUGCCGGCCGAUUUUGAUCUAGAAAGUAUUCACGUGUUUCAAGAGCAAAAGAAAAUCAGGAACGCUCCAAGUAUUGCUGGAUACGGGCAGGCCAUGUCGUCAUGCAACACGACUCUCAGCGAUCAUUUCGACACGUCAUAUUCAGCCCUUAGCACAACUAUAGACAGCCAAAAAGAAAAGAGAGUCCACAAACCGCUCCGGAUGCCGAAGACCAAUUACGCUGACCGAUUUGCGGCUCCUGAGCUGACAGAAUUCUCCGGCGCGACUCCGCUAGCGGGCCGAUGUCCUACCAUGCCUGGCAGCUUCACCAAGCUCAAACUUGAUGAUGAUGAAUAAAUUGAUCGCCUAUUAAAUAAUAUAACCUACACUUAGGCCGUUUUGAGAAUGUAUUCCCGACAGGUCGUGGGCGAAUAUUAUUUUAUGACUAUAUAUAUAACUUUAAUGUAAAAAAAAAAAAAAAAAAGGUUACUCGUAGAGUCACUUAAAAUGUCAUUCUCUGGAGGGUUUUGGUCUGCACCUCCCUGGAGCUUAAAAGAAGUUUUAAAAUGCUGCAUGCCAAUAAAAGUAAAUUCAAAGGUUUUGGAUACAUGUUUGUUGCCGUCAAUCGCUUAUGCGUGCCAAACCUGGAAAUACACCUAUCGUAUCAUAAAAAAUAAAAUCAAAUUUUGUCAAAGGAGUAUGGAGAGAAGU
Molecule: messenger RNA, 1785 nt
Organism: Pararge aegeria (speckled wood butterfly)
Lineage: Eukaryota; Metazoa; Arthropoda; Insecta; Lepidoptera; Nymphalidae
Gene: mael
Product: protein maelstrom homolog
Exons: 11
Coding region: 112-1431 (439 amino acids)
Biological process (GO): piRNA processing; male meiotic nuclear division; spermatogenesis
Cellular component (GO): nucleus; P granule
Molecular function (GO): sequence-specific DNA binding
Source: RefSeq, a predicted model, not a curated record